Messenger RNA from Haliotis rubra (blacklip abalone), 1803 nucleotides. Its product is annotated as hypermethylated in cancer 2 protein-like. The record is from RefSeq and is a predicted model, not a curated record. Gene Ontology annotation, biological process: regulation of transcription by RNA polymerase II. Lineage: Eukaryota; Metazoa; Mollusca; Gastropoda; Lepetellida; Haliotidae. Gene Ontology annotation, cellular component: nucleus. The transcript is spliced from 4 exons. Gene Ontology annotation, molecular function: DNA-binding transcription factor activity, RNA polymerase II-specific; RNA polymerase II cis-regulatory region sequence-specific DNA binding. The coding region runs from base 472 to 1803 and encodes 443 amino acids.
GCGAGGCUAACGUAGGCAAACACAAAAUGGCGACCUCCACGCGGAAAGAUUAUUGUUGUGUGCCUUUGUGUAGAAGCGAUGCCCGGAGAGACUUUGACGUGUCUUUCCACCACAUCCCCAAGGAUGAGACCGCGAGGAGGCAGUGGAUAACUAACAUACGCAGAGAACCAGGAAAAACAUUCAGAAUAACCUCCAACACAGUUGUGUGUAGCAAGCACUUCAUGAAGGAGGACUUUAAGUGGACACCAAACAGAAGAACAUUAAAGCAAGGUGCUGCUCCCUCCUUGUUUGCGUGGACAGAAGGUGGUGCCACAGACGAGAAGUCAUCCUCUCGGAGACCGACCUUGUUACAGGAAGUCAUCCUCUCGGAGACCAUCUUGUUACAGCAAUGGUGAAGGAGAAUCUAUUGCACAAUCUGACAAAUCUCCUGCACGGAAACCACCCCAGUCACCAUCUCAGACACAAUCGAGGAUGUCACUAGAAGGAAGUGGAGAAAGUGAGUUUAGUAUCAUGAGGUGGACAGCGCUGGGAAAGGAGGUGUUGGAUAUGACUGCGCAGCGAGAGAAGACAGCCAGCAGCAGUAACGACGAAAUGGAUGACAGCAAAGACGACCCUCUCACAGGUCAGGGGAUCAUGUAUGAGAAUGGCGAGGUGAGCAUGACUGACAGUUCAGGAUUCAGGACCACUGACACAACGGCGGUGGAUGGUAAAGGCGGGGUUAAGGAUGAAGCGAAAAUGUCCGAGAUUCCAGUGGACAAUGGCAGUGAGUUGAGUCUGGAUGCAGAGAUCAAAUUGUUGUAUGGUAGCGAUGAGGAGAAGAAACCUGCUCCAGUUCGAGCAUCUAGUGUCCGGAGCAGUCUCAAGGAAGACAGUAUCGACAGUGUUACCGAGGCGUCGGUGUAUGGGGAGACUAGUGGAACAGACUCCAGUUCCAACUUUCCCGACAGUGACUUUUCCGAUAUCUCGCGUAAGAGGAAAAGAGGUCACAAGUCUAGUAGCAGACUUGAUAACCUUGUGAAGAAAAUAAUGAAGAGGUCGACUGAUCUCCCAAGGGAUAAACCAAGAGACAAGUCAUUAACCACCACCUCAAACGAAGGCACGCCUGAUGUUGCUAGUGAAAAUUCUCAGAGUGAUGCACCAGCAGCUGAUGAUGAUGCUCAAAGGUUGUUCCAGAUCAGAGCUUUUGCUGAAGGUCAAAUGUCCUGCGAGGAGUCUUCCUUACCUGAAAGUGAGGAGAGCGAGGAAUAUGAGGAAUAUUUUGUAUCACACCUGCACGCCAUGGAAGACGACAUGUCCUCAGAAUCAGAAGGAAAUAAGAAAACCGAAAAGGAUGAAGAUUACAUCCCUACAGAAGGCACUGAUGAUGCAGAGGCGGAAGAAGAAGAAGUUAAAUCUGAUGAUGGUUCCAACUACAGUGAUGAUGACUUUACUAGGUUGGCAAAGAAGAAAAAGAAGUCGAAAGCCAAGCCAUUUGUGUGUGGAGUCUGUAACAAGGACUUCAUCAGCGCUAAGAUGUUAGAAGGGCAUAUGAAGUGUCACAUUGAUCCUAAGUCUCUCACUUGUAAUGUCUGUGGCAAGCUGUUUGACUUUCCUUACAAGCUGAAGAACCAUGCCAAAGUGCAUAAUAAGUCAUUUGAGUGUGAUAUCUGUGGUCGGACAUUUAAUGACCGGGGAGGGUUCACUAGGCACAGGAACACACAUUCGUCAGAGAAAUAUACCAAUGAGCCGAGUUCAAAGGAAACACAGUCAAAGAGUGAUGCUUCAACAAAACCAAGCACUGUCUCUGCUCCAGCGAGAAGAUGA